AUCUCUGGGGUGGAUCGCUGUGAUCGUAUAAAUAAAACUGAUAGACAGGUCUGCUUGCAAAAGAGGGUCCUUCCCGACUCAACUCUGGGUGGGGUGACGGUUCUAUUAAUUUAUAUUCCGUAUCAAAGAAGCACAACAAGGUCUGUGAGGAUGAUGUGAUGGGACAACACCAACCAGGGCAGGUGAAAACCGUAAAUGUACGGGCUGAUUCAACUCCAGCUAAUUUAUAAACUUGUAAAAGGGAAGAUAAUUUGUAGGUAUAUUUUGCCGAAGGCUACUUGUAUGUAUUUGUUUUAACCAGCUAAUCUAACGUAAUGGCGACCGAGUGCACCCAAGAAGCGGUCGUACAUUUUCUGACCGAGCGAGGGGGGAGAGAGAAAAAACAGGAAUUCAUUGACUAUUUCAAAUCUGUUUUCCCGGAAGACCCUGACCAGAAAGCAAUUGUUCGGGAGAAAUUCAAGGGAUACGUGGACAACGUCGCAUUUGUAAAGUUGGAGAAUGGAGUGAAAUGUGUAUGUUUAAAAAACAAGUAUCGAGUGGAAAAAGACAGCGCGUGCCUUGGCAACGAAACAGGCACCUUUUUGGAACAAGAUAGCAGCACCCCUGUCCUAUCAGAAUCAUAUAAGAACUUGAUAGAAGAUUGUACACCACAACUGCAUCUGUCAGCAUCUUCUGCCGGGGGUGUGCGCUCUUGUGAAACCACUGCAAACGACGAGGCACAACAAGACAUUUCACCUGGCUCGGGUUACGGAACUGACAAUGCCGCAGGAGUGAGACCGCCUGACAUUUCACGAAUUAUAUUGGAAGGUAACAUUAUAGAAAAAGCUGCGUCAACAAGGUCUGUAGUUCAGAACAAUAGUUUACCAGACAUUAUGGGAAAUGCGUUAGGCCUUGGUGGCAAUGGAGAGCAGAAAUUGACCAAGGAGGACCUUCAGACAUUGCAACCGCAUGACAUACCGCAAAUUGCAGUGAUUGAGACGUCACCUUUACCUACAGCCGCGGAUGGCUCUAUGUUCCACUUACCCGGACGUCAAUUCCCAACAAAUGCACAGGGCAGCCUGCUGUCCAGUCACCCUUCAUCAGAGGACGGGGCAGACGAAGGCCAUAAUUAUGAUUCGCUACUGAGCAAAUCGGGGAGUGACAGCAACACACCUAAAAGUAGCCAUAACAACUUUAUUGAGCUCAUGAUGAACAGCUCCCCCCAGGUGCGACGCAGCAUGGUGUUGAGGAACUCUGUCUACCUGUCUACAAAGUACAGGGACAGUGACUCUGCCUCUGUGGUUUCUUCUACUACAGACGAAGACAGAGCUUCAGUCACUCUGGACCCGUUGGAACACGAAUGGAUGAUGUGUGCAUCCGACGGCCAAUGGGAGAGUCUUCACCGCCUCCUUUCCUGUGAACCGAACCUUGCCAUGAAGAAAGAUUUUGUGACUGGGUUCACCUGCCUGCACUGGGCUGCCAAGCAAGGCAAACAAGAACUGCUGGCACUUAUCGUGAACUUUGCCAAAAAACACACAGUACCCAUCAACAUCAAUGCCCGGUCAAGUGCCGGCUACACACCACUCCAUCUAGCAGCAAUGCACAACCAUGUUGAAGUGGUGAAGUUACUGGUAGGAGCCUAUGACGCAGACGUAGAGGCCAGAGAUUACAAUGGGAAAAGGGCGUGUCAGUAUCUUACGAAAAGUGCGGCCGUUGAUAUCCGUGACAUCAUCGGGGCGGGUGGUGGCCCCGACUCGGACUCAGAGAACACAGACGAUGGGGGGCAUUGGCGGUUGUCUAAAGUUCUCCAGUCUAAUCUGAUGCCCCUCAAACUGCACAAUCACAGUGAGGAGGACACAGGUGAUGGAGCAGGGCAGGCCAGACAGAAACCCUUGCGAAGGAAAUCAUCCCUUAGCAAGAUGAGGCCCAAACUUCAGAAGAUCCGCUUCAGAUCUUCGCAGAUAGUUCACAGCACUUCGUUCCCAGCACACUGUGAGACAGAGGAGCUUAGCGGGUCCAGGAAAAGCUCAUUUAAAUCCAGACCCAUGUCAAAUCUGUUUGGCUGAAGAAUAGCCUCUAAGUACACCCAACAAAGAGCAAAUCAACUACUACAGUGCAGAAUGACUGAGACAAUGCGAUAUAGUCUGAUGUUACAAGUGUUUGUUUUUUUGUGGCAUAGGCCUAGUCUGUUGUUACACAUACUAAAGGGUUUUUACCCCAGGCAUUAUAUGAAUAUGCUGAACUAACAGAGUAUGGUAUUACAUGAUCUAUUGAGUAACUGGCCAGAUUGCUACCCCUGGUUAGGCUAAAUAUUUCUGUCUUAAUCCUCUUAUCAUGCCGAAGUAGCCAAGGAGGUUUCACAGUUCGUCUGCUUUAACCCUUAACGUACAUGUAAAGCUGCCUGCAACCAACUGGGCAAAGAUGUCAGUUCAAUGUAUAGUUUUGAUUUACAUUUCGUUGAGUUUUUAACUAAUGUGAAUUCAAUGUGAAAUCGACAAAAAAUGUCACCGUGUCAUUGGAUUUGGGUUAGAAUUUGGGUGAUUUUAAAAAUAUAUUUUUUAAAUAUGAAAUUAUCUUCCAUUGAAGAUCAGAACCAAAACUACUUUUUUUCAUAUCCAAUCAGUUUCCCACGUUGAUUUGACGUCUUCAUAUGACAUUUUUUGGGGUUGAAAUGGCAUGGAAACAAGGUUGACUCAACCUGUUUUUGCCAAGUGGGAAGUGUUUAAACUUCCAAGUUAUUUGACCACAUGGUACAAACAAUGUAAUUGAUUUCACAAUGCUUGGGAGCAAUUCUCUCUUAUUACUGUCAGACUGUUAGUGAGGCUAUGAAUUUAUUCUCCCUUUACGUUUCAGUUGCUUUAAGCACUUUGAUUUGAAACCGUUAUUGAUUUCCUGCGGUGGAUGCCAUUCAGUCCAGCUGAAAGACUUUCAAGUGGAGGAUUGGAGGCCAAUGAAAAGGCCUCUGGUCCUUUAAGUCUGUAAUCGGGAUCAGUAGAGGAGCCUUCUGUGUCACAAGGUACGCUUUUUGUUGAGCGUAUGGUAGGCCUGCUGUGUGUAGUGCUAUGAUGAAAGAUCAGGUUUCAUAACUAUUCACAGUCCACCUUGAAUUAUGCUAUGCAGUUAUACUCACUUUAUGACCCUCUGAUCAUAGCUCCUUAUUAUGAGUUGUCUAAGGCUGCAGUUGUCUGGUGUUAAGUUGUAGGCUACCCUCUGAUCUGUUAUGCACCAGUGGUUUUCUAUCAACAAGCUCCAGCUUGCUGACCCAGGAGAGGCUCUACAGACAAUAAUAAGAAUGUGAAAACAUGUUUUUAGAAAUGUUUGCAAAUAUAUUGAAAAUUAAAUGCAUAAAUAUCUCAACGACACAAGUAUUCACACCCCUGGGUCAAUACUUUGUAGAAGCACCUUUGGAUGCGUUUACAGCUGUGAGUCUUUCUGGAUAAAUCUCUAAAGAGCUUUCCACACCUGGAUUGUGCAACAUUUGCCCAUUUUAUUAUUUUCUAAAUUAUUCAAGCUCUGUUCAAAUUGAUUGUUGAUCAUUGCUAGACAACCAUUUUCAGGUCUUGCCAUACUUUUCAAGUAGAUUUAAGUCAAAACGGUAACUCGGCCACUCUGGAACAUUCACUGUCAUCUUGGUAAGCAACUCCAGGUUAGAUUUGGCCUUGUGUUCAAGUUUUUUUUAAACCUUUAUUAAACUAGGUAAGUCAGUUAAGAACAAAUUCUCAUUUACAAUGAAGGCCAAACCCUAACCCGGAUGAUGCUGGGCCAAUUGUGCGCCGCCCUAAGGGACUUCCAAUCACGGCCGGUUGUGAUACAGCCUGGAAACGAACCAGGGUCUGUAGUGACGCCUUUAGCACUGAGAUGCUAUGCUUGAAAAUAUGGAGAGUGGUACUCAGUAAUGUUUCAGGCAAAUCCAAUAACACUUUGUAUUCAGGACAAAAUGUUAAUUGCUUAGCCAUUUUCUUUGCAGUAUUACUUUAGUACCUUGUUAUAAACAGGAUGCAUGUUUUGGAAUAAUUUUUAUUCUGUACAGGCUUCCUUUUCAGACAAUCAAUUAGGUUAGUAUUGUGGAGUAACUACAAUGUUGUUGAUCCGUGCUCAGUUUUCUCUUACCAACUCUUUUUAACCAUUUUAAAUUCACCAUUGGCCUCAUGGCGUAAUCCCUGAGUGGUUUCCUUCCUCUCCGGCAACUAAGUUAGGAAGGACAUCUGUAUCUUUGUAGCGACUGGGUGUAUUGAUACCCCAUCCAAAGUGUAAUUAAUAACUUCACCAUGCUCAAAGGGAUAUUCAAUGUCUGCUGUUUUAUUUUUACGCAUCUACCAAUAGGUUCCCUUAUAGCCCUUAACUGAAAGGUUGCAAGUUCAAAUCCCCGAGCUGACAAGGUUCAAAUCUGUCGUUCUGCCCCUGAACAGGCAGUUAACCCACUGUUCCUAGGCCGUCAUUGAAAAUAAGAAUUUGUUCUUAACUGACUUACCUAGUUAAAUAAAGGUAAAAUAAAAUAAAUAGCCACGGGAAGUAAAGGUGCUGCAGCACCCCCUGAAAAAAAUCAGAAUACAUUUUUUAAAUAAUAAUUUUUUUUUAAAUGGAAGAAAAAUGUAUUCUUCACAGAAGUGCACUGGGCCUUUAAUAGUCCUAUAUUUGCAGACUGAUAUAGCUUUCUCCAGUGCAGGCAAUAAUAUUUGUUUUUGUACAAUGUUGCACUGAAUUGUAACACUUAUUUUUUACUCUGUACGUUUGUUUUUUGCUAAUAUAACUGGAGUGUAUAUUUUCACAUAUUUAGCAAAUCAUUGUCUCACAUGUACUAGUCUAAUUGUUUGUCUAGAUUAGAUUUAAGGCAUAAUACUUAUGGCAUUGACUGUUUUUGGGGAAUAUGUUUCCUCAGUCAAUGGUUUUUAUCACUGAAUAGCGAUAGUAAUGCUACAUAGUUUACAUCUGAUUUUGCUACUUGAUUUUAUUGUACAGUUUUGUAGUCUUGCCAAAUUAGCUCUUACCUUUUUUAUUCUGCAAUUUCUUUAUGUUUUUAAAUCAACCACCUGCUGCUAAUUAUGAUAUUCAAAGGGCUGGAACCGAAUUUCUCUUGUCUGUUUGUACAUUAUAUUAUUUUUGAUUAUCUAAUGUUAACCUAUAAAACGAUUGUGAGGUGUCAGAUUUUGUAUCUAUGUUCUUCAAUAAUGUAUGCAAAGCUAAAGAUUGUGUAGUUUGCAUUUUUAUCAUUUGGAAACCGGAAAAUAGCUGUGUAGCAACAUUCCAUAUCCAACCUGACAGAGCUUGAGAGGAUUUGCAGAGAAGAAUGGGAGAAACUCCCCAAAUACAGGUGUGGCAAGCUUGUGGCGUCAUACCCAAGAAGACUCGAGGCUGACAAAGGUGCUUCAACAAAGUACUGAGUAAUAGGAUAAAUGUGCUAUUUCAGUUUUUUAUUUGUAAUAGUUUUGCAAACAUUUCGAAAAACCUGUUUUUGCUUUGUCAUUAUGGGGAAUUAUGCGUAGAUUGAUGAGAGGAAAAUGAUUUAAUCCAUUUUAGAAUAAGUCUAAUGAACAAAAUGUGGAAAAAGUCAAGGUGUCUGAAUGCACUUUUUUAUUUAUCUAUAUAUACUACCGUUCUAAAGUUUGGGGUCACUUAGAAAUGUCUGUUUUUGAAAGAAAAACACUUUUUUUGUCCAUUAAAAUAACAUUGUUGAUCAGAAAUACAGUGUAGACAUUGUUAAUGUUGUAAAUGACUAUUGUUCUUUUUAUGGAACAUCUACAUAGGUGCACAGAGGCCCAUUAUCAGCAACCAUCACUCCUGUGUUCCAAUGGCACGUUGUGUAAGCUAAUCCAAGUUUAUAAUUUUAAAAGGCUAAUUGAUCAUUAGAAAACCCUUUUUCAAGUAUGUUAGCCUGUGCUGGAAACUGUUGUUCUGAUUAAAGAAGCAAUAAAACUGUCCUUCUUUAGACUAGUUGAGUAUCUGGAGCAACAGCAUUUGUGGGUUUGA
Oncorhynchus masou masou (cherry salmon) is the source of this 5946-nucleotide messenger RNA. Its product is annotated as ankyrin repeat domain-containing protein SOWAHC-like. Gene Ontology annotation, molecular function: protein binding. NCBI's taxonomy places the organism in Eukaryota, Metazoa, Chordata, Actinopteri, Salmoniformes, Salmonidae. The record is from RefSeq and is a predicted model, not a curated record. Bases 315 to 2045 code for a protein of 576 amino acids. The transcript has a single exon.